Molecule: messenger RNA, 1270 nt
Organism: Cadophora gregata
Lineage: Eukaryota; Fungi; Ascomycota; Leotiomycetes; Helotiales; Ploettnerulaceae
Exons: 2
Coding region: 138-1226 (362 amino acids)
Molecular function (GO): oxidoreductase activity, acting on NAD(P)H
Source: RefSeq, a predicted model, not a curated record
AGUCCCCUUCCUUUGGUUGUGUCUCAAGAAACUAGAUCAACUUUUUUCUCGCUCUCUUCAGCAAAUCCUGUUUCGUUGAGUUCGAAUGUCCUGUUUGAGUUUUCUCGGUCAUCACUUCAGUUUCGCCAAACCUCAAAAUGCCACACUCUGAGGAUAUCAUUCCAGCAGAACAGACUGCUAUCAUUGCCCUGCCAAACGGAGAACUUGGAAUUUCUCACAAUGUGCCAGUCCCGCAUGUCGACGACGAUCUGGCCCUCGUGAAAACGGUUGCAAUCGCCGUCAACCCCGUGGACGCCAAAAUGGUAGGGCCAAUGGCAAGUCCCGGUGCCAUUUCUGGCUGUGAUUUUGCUGGUAUUGUUGUGAAAAUAGGUGCAGGCAGUGGAGAGUACCUGAAGAUCGGGGACCGCGUGGCUGGCGUGGUACAUCCAAUGAACCCUAUGCGCCCUGAUGUUGGAGCUUUUGCAGAAUACGUUGGUGCCACUGCCGAUUUCACACUCAGACUGCCUGAAACUAUGAGUCUGUCAACUGGAGCAUCACUGGGAACGGGUGUUGGAACCAUGGGACUGGCUUUGUUCAAUCACCUCCAGCUACCCAACACACCUGAUAAUCCAGGCGUGUUUCCAGUCAACAAGCCUUGUUACGUUUUGGUGUAUGGAGGAAGCACCGCUUCUGGCACACUCGCUAUUCAAUUGAUCAGACAUGCGGGACUGACACCCAUUGCAACCUGCUCGCCCCGAAACAACGCCCUGGUGGAGAGCUAUGGCGCUGAAAAAUGCUUCGACUACAAUUCGCCAACUUGUGCGAAGGACAUCAAAGCAUACACUAAGAACGGUCUGCGAUACGCAAUGGACUGUAUAGUCGAGGCUGAUACCAUGACAAUCUGCUAUGAAUCGAUUGGACGGUCUGGCGGACGCUACACAGCACUUGAGCCAUUUCCCACUCACCUCACAAGCACGAGGAAGACCGUCGUGGCAAACUGGGUUUUGGGACCUUCCAUCCUUGGAACCAAGAUUGGCUGGCCAGCACCAUUCGGCCGUGAAGGCGAUCCGUCGCUGCGAGUGUUUGGGAAAAAGUGGUUUCAAACAGCCCAGAGAUUGUUAGAUGAAGGGAAGAUCAAGCCACACCCCGUGAGAGUCCACGAUACUGGUUUUGAGGGGGUUUUUGACGGAUUGGAGCUUUUGCGAAAGAAGAUGGUGUCUGGUGAAAAAUUGAUUUACAAUCUCUGAGUUCGAAAUAGAUUAGCGUAGUUGGAAAUCAAAAGCGAUAAAUG